Rhea pennata is the source of this 3076-nucleotide messenger RNA. RefSeq names its product aldo-keto reductase family 1 member A1 (gene AKR1A1). Gene Ontology annotation, cellular component: cytosol. Gene Ontology annotation, biological process: aldehyde catabolic process. The record is from RefSeq and is a predicted model, not a curated record. The transcript has 9 exons. Gene Ontology annotation, molecular function: aldose reductase (NADPH) activity. Bases 90 to 1073 code for a protein of 327 amino acids. NCBI's taxonomy places the organism in Eukaryota, Metazoa, Chordata, Aves, Rheiformes, Rheidae.
UUCUGGAAAUCUUCCAUUCUUCCAGAGUCUGUGGUUCUGCUAUCUCUGCAAUGUUAAAGUACAACAGUAUUACAUGAAAUAAGGUAAAAAUGUCUGCAGUAUGCAACUUCCUUGUGCUCCACACUGGUCAGAAGAUGCCUCUCAUAGGACUGGGAACUUGGAAAAGUGACCCUGGCCAAGUGAAAGAAGCAGUGAAAUAUGCCCUAAGCGUGGGCUAUCGCCACAUUGACUGUGCGGCAGCUUACAGCAAUGAAGCAGAGAUAGGUGAGGCUUUCCAGGAAUGCGUUGGGCCCAACAAGGUUAUUAAGAGAGAGGACUUAUUUGUAACAUCAAAGCUCUGGAAUACCAAGCACCAUCCAGAAGACGUGGAGCCAGCGCUGAGGAAAACACUUGGAGAUUUGAAGCUGGCUUACCUGGACCUGUACCUCAUGCACUGGCCUCAUGCCUUUGAACGAGGGGACAAUCUCUUCCCAAAGAAUCCUGAUGGCAUGAUACGUUAUGAUUACACUGAUUACAAGGAUACCUGGAAGGCUAUGGAAAAGCUGGUAGAAAAAGGCCUUGUGAAAGCCAUUGGGCUGUCAAACUUCAACAGCCGUCAGAUUGAUGAUGUACUUGGUGUGGCCACUGUCAAACCAAGCGUGCUCCAGGUAGAAUGUCAUCCUUACCUAGCUCAGAAUGAGCUGAUAGCUCACUGCCAGAAGCGAGGACUGGUUGUCACUGCCUACAGUCCACUUGGCUCUCCAGAUCGAUCAUGGAAACAUCCAGAUGAGCCUGUGCUUCUAGAAGAACCUGGAAUCAAAAAACUGGCAGAAAAAUACAGCAAGUCACCUGCCCAGAUCAUCCUCAGGUGGCAAGUGCAGCGUAAAGUUGUUGCCAUUCCCAAGAGUGUCACCCCUGCUCGCAUUCUGCAGAAUCUCCAGGUGUUUGAUUUCAGUCUCACAGAAGAGGAGAUGAGCCACAUUGGGAGCCUGAAUAAAAAUUGGCGUUACAUUGUGCCAAUGGUUACGAUAAAUGGAAAGCUGGUAGCAAGAGAUGCUGGACACCCCCAUUACCCCUUCAAUGACCCCUAUUAACUACUAGAAAAUAAGGUGUUAGAAUAACAUAUUCCUUGCAUGCUCUUCCACAAGUAAUUGUUGCCACGAUUUAUCAAAAAUCCUGUCCAAAUAAAGUCUUCCUCUCUGAGCAGGAGGCCUGAGAAGGUUUACUUAUAUACUGCUUUUAAUUGACCUCCUUUCUGGAGAUAUUAGAGCUUCCAUGUCAGAGUUUGUGGGAUUUAUUACAAUGACUGCAAGCUUGCUCCUGGAAGCACUGAAUGUGUUGUGGAUUAGAUAAAGAUUGGAGGAGUCCAAAUCAAGCUCCAGACACUUUGUAAUUGGGCUAGGGCAAUAGUUGGGAUUUACUGCUUAUAAAAUGGUUUUGAAUUCUUUAAUUAUUACCAUGAGAGGGCGGGAAAAAAAGAGGGGAAUGGAGAAUGCAGUAGCAUGAAAGCAUGUUCUGAUUAAACUGCUCAGUUAUUGACUUCGAUUAUCUUUAUUAAUGUUUUUAUAUGGGGAACAAAGUGAAAGUGCUAUGGUUGCACUGUGUGCGUAAAGCAUUCCUUACAGCCCAAAUAACCAGCCACAUCCAGUGCAUUUUGUUCCCUUUAGAGUACUUGUGAGACUUAAAAGAAAGAAAACAGAGAUCUUAAGUUUCAUGUUGAUUUGAGGGAAAUAAAUGCAUAUCCUGGAGCAGGCCUUCAGUGCAAUCUUGUUGCUUGUCCCAUGGAUUGUUUAGCUCAAGCAAUAGUCCCAUCCCCAAAGCAUCAAUAACUUUGUUAGCAAGUCUUAGAGAAAUCCCUCCUGCCUUACCCAUAAUGUUGUCCAGUGUGUCUUUACCAAAGAUGUCCAGUUUGAGUUUUGGAAGAUCACAGAAUUAGUUCCUGAGUAUACAGUACGAGCAGACGUGUUAGAAGGCCCAUUCUAUUUUAAUGCCUCCUUUUAAACUACUGUCCGAGCUGGGACUUGGGCGAGCUGGUCCUGUCCUACAUUUCACCACUGAUCUGCUGGUGACACUGGACGAGUCGUUUGCCUUUUCCAUACCUCUGUUUUCCAGCUUACCAUGUCUCUGUGUUACUCUGAGGCAGGGACUAAUUUACUGAGUGCUGAUAUACCAUUGAGCACUACUGGACCUCUAGCAUUAACAACAUAUUGUUUUAAUCUCUUAUUAAUGAUUUGUCCAGCCAUCUGAGUAUAAAAGGGCAUAAGGUGUUAAUACCUAACUGCAUUCUGAUAGUUCUUUGUGGCCUUACCAAUGUUUAACUUUUUGACUUUCUCUACCUGUAAAAUAGGAUUAAUGGUUAUUUGCCUUGAUGCAGAAAUUAAAAGGCACAGUUUCUAACAGCUUAUCAGAAUAAUAAAAAAAGGAAUUCUUUCAGAGCCAUUGAUGCCAUUUGGAGAAUGUCAUAGGCAAGAGUUCUGGUUAACUGCUGGAUAAAGAAAGCUUAACUAAAUGUAAGUGAAAUAAAGAGUACCUUUUUUUUCCCCGUAGUAACAACCCUUUGUAUUCAAGUAGUUCAAAAACUUAAAUAUGUGUUAUUUUAGUUUUGCUAACUUCAUUUCAUUUGUAGUAGGCCUAUAUUAAAACUGUAUAUUCAUCUCAAGCAUAAUGCAGGCCAAUGUCUCCUCAAGUGUUUUCUGCCAUGAGCUGCACAGCAUGCAGCUGAACUAAACCAAAUCUCUUUAUUUAAAGAUUACAAAAUUGAUAAAGAAUUUAUCUGUCCCUCAAUAAAGUUCAUCAGUGCAGUCUACUGCUGAACUUACUUGAGUGCAGAAAACUAUUACAAUUCAGUUGGGAUUCUUUACUAGACUGGAUGUUUUUUCUAAGGGAAAUAAAAUCAGUGUUGGUUGUUCAUUAUUCUGAUCAAAUGUGGAUGACUUUUGAAUAUGGUUCUUGCUUUAAAUCAGUAAGCAAGCAAUUUUACUUUGAAGAUGCUAUGUGGAAUGCUAGCAGCAGUCAUCCUGUCGAGAAAAAUGGCUUUUGUCACUUGUGUUUCCACUUGUAUGUUUGCACGCUUUAAAUAAAUACUGUAUUCAGUGUA